AUGGUUCCUACGGUUCAGAACAUGGUACAAUUUACAAUUAAUGACGGUAACGGAAUCGGAUUUUGGAAUGAUAAAUGGCUUGAUGAAGGAUGUUUGCAAGACUUAUUCCCGGAGGUGUUUAAAGUAGUAAAGGAGAAGGACGUUUCUAUAGCAGCGAUGAUUGAGAAACCCAAUAUGGGAAUUAGUGAUUUUAAGAGACCUUUGAAUGCCAAUGAGAAGCUUGAAUGUGACUUGCUUAGGCGUGAUGUGCGUAUCCCUGCCCUUAGAGAAAAUGGAGAUGUUAUGUCUAUUAUGGAUAACUUUAUAACUAGCAAGUACUAUGAGGAUCUUGUUAGACAGCUUGAAUCACGUAACUUUGCGAAGCACCUAUGGAAGAACAACAUUCCUCACAAGGUUAAUUUUAUUAUUUGGGUUUCUUUUCAUAAUUCCCAUCCAAAUAGAGACAUGUUGAGGCAUAGAGGAGUAGAGAUGGACAGUGAUUUGUGUGCUUUUUGCAACUCUGAAAGAGAAACGACAGAUCAUAUGUUCUUGCAUUGUUCUUAUUCUUUUGAGGUACGAAAUUAUUUCAUAAAAGCAUUUAGAAUAUCGUGGCCAAUGCCAAAGACUUUAUUUGAUUUGUUUGAAGCUUGGUCUACAAACCUCUUACAAGGAAGAGGAAAAUUAGUAUGA
Molecule: messenger RNA, 669 nt
Organism: Papaver somniferum (opium poppy)
Lineage: Eukaryota; Viridiplantae; Streptophyta; Magnoliopsida; Ranunculales; Papaveraceae
Exons: 1
Coding region: 1-669 (222 amino acids)
Source: RefSeq, a predicted model, not a curated record